AUGGCGCGAGAGUUUGACCACCUUUUCAAACUGCUGAUUAUCGGUGACAGUGGUGUGGGUAAAAGCUGUCUUCUCCUGCGUUUCGCCGACAACACAUUCUCCGGUAGUUACAUUACUACGAUAGGGGUCGAUUUCAAAAUAAGAACUUUAGAAAUAAACGGUGAACGAGUGAAGCUACAGAUAUGGGAUACAGCGGGGCAGGAGAGGUUCAGAACGAUAACCAGUACGUACUACAGAGGUACGCACGGCGUCAUCGUGGUGUACGAUGUCACGAAUGGAGAGUCCUUCGCCAAUGUCAAGAGAUGGCUGCACGAGAUCGAACAGAAUUGUGAUGUUGUUAAUAAAGUCUUAGUUGGUAACAAGAAUGAUUGUCCGUCAAGAAAAGUAGUAGUGACAGAGGAUGCGCAGAGGUUCGCCAAUCAGAUGAACAUACCGCUAUUCGAGACAAGUGCAAAGGAGAACAUUAAUGUAGAGGAAAUGUUUCUCACUAUCACUAAAAUGGUACUAAAAUCGAAGCUCGACAUGAAGGAGAGGCAAAAUGUUACAAAAGACACGGUACAUCUAAAGAAUAAUAUCAAAACCAAAAAGAAAUGUUGCUAG
This is a messenger RNA of Spodoptera littoralis (African cotton leafworm), 600 nucleotides long. NCBI's taxonomy places the organism in Eukaryota, Metazoa, Arthropoda, Insecta, Lepidoptera, Noctuidae. The record is from the annotation of a GenBank genome assembly.